Messenger RNA from Osmerus eperlanus (European smelt), 746 nucleotides. RefSeq names its product protein kinase C and casein kinase substrate in neurons protein 3. Lineage: Eukaryota; Metazoa; Chordata; Actinopteri; Osmeriformes; Osmeridae. Gene Ontology annotation, biological process: regulation of endocytosis; cytoskeleton organization; plasma membrane tubulation. Gene Ontology annotation, molecular function: phospholipid binding. Gene Ontology annotation, cellular component: endosome; plasma membrane; cytoplasm. The record is from RefSeq and is a predicted model, not a curated record.
AUGGGAGACCAGAGAUGGGACAGGAAGUAGGAGUCAGAGGUUAACAAGGAGAGCCCAGGAUGUCUGUUCCUCCAGACAACAGCCCUGAAGACGCCCACAACCAAAGCUUCUGGAUGCCUGGGAACUACCACUCCACAGUGAAGAGGACGGAGGAUGCCUUCCAGGCGUGUAACGACAUCGUGGCGUGUUUCCAGGAGAGGGCGCGUGUGGAGAGACAGUACGCCCAGCAGCUCAGCGAGUGGAGCAGCAAGUGGAAGCCCCUGGUGGACACUAGCCCCCUGUACGGCUCCCUGCUGAAGGCCUGGCAGUGCUUCCUGUCGUCGGCAGACCGCCUGGCCGCGCUCCACUCCUCCGUGUGCCGGUCGCUGGUCUCAGAGGACGGAGUCCGUGUCCAGACCUGGCAGAAGGAAUCCUUCCACAAGAAGAUCUUCGGGGGCUUCAAGGAGUCCCAGGACUUCGACACGGGCUUCGCUCGUGCUAGAAGCCCUGGGGCCAAGCGACUGAAGAAGCUGGACAAGGCCAGGAGUGCGUACCACAAGGCCAGCAGGAAGGAGUUUGCAGCCAUGGAACGGGAGACGCACGCUAAAGGCAACCCGGACGUGGCAAUCGAGAAGCAGAGGAGGAUCCAGAGGAGCGUGAGCCUGGUGAGCCAGGAGGCUGAGAAGGUGCGUGGGCGGUACGAGAAGGUUCUGGAGGAAGUGACUCGCUACGCUCCUAGAUACAUGGAGGAGAUGGAAUGCAUCUUC